AUGGCCAUGACUGCUGCCGAUACCUGUUCCAUGGAGGAGGUCUGCGAACCUGGAUUCGUCGACUUCCUCGUGGGUAUGCAGGAGAUGGUGGUUCUUGGUCUUGCAUUUGUACUUGGCUGGCUUCUUUUCCGCCCUGUGCUGUCGCUGCUCCUUGGCGUCCCCGUCCGACGAGCAGCCUCCACGGGCGAGCAGCGCAUUCCUCUAGGCUUGAACGAGCUGAAGCUCUCUGGGGAUGCGCAGUCACAGGACUUGUCUCUGACCAAAGCUGACGAUGAUUCAAGUCCAAAGGUGGCUACGUCGAACAAGGCACGGGAAAGGUCUGUGCCCUCCAUAUCAUCCUUCGAUGAAGAUUUUGGCCUCGGACCACCGGGGAAGAGCGAAGUGUCAUCCCAUUGUUUGGAGGACAUGAAACGACAGGAUUGUUUCAACGAUUCCGUUAAUGACAAAAGCUUUCCAGGCAACUUGGAUGUUCCUGGACAGCUUUAUCACCUCGCCCUCGCCCGGGAACGGGCCCGUCGCCAGGACAUCAAGGGCGCUGGAAACUGUAUCGAGGCUGUGCGCAGUGCUGGUGGGCAGGUCGACCAGCGGACCCUGCGCCUCUUUAUCGCCGCAUGUGCCCGGGCGGGCAAAAUGGAGAAGGCCGUCGCCUGCUUUCAGCGAGCAGCGAUGGAAGGUUCCGCCCCGGGUGCCCGAAGCUUCGUGUCGCUGAUCCGUGGCCUCUGCAGCCAGGGCUGCGUGCACGAGGCUCUCCAGUUCUUCAACCUAAUGCUGCAGUGGGGUUACCGACCCGAUGCAUCCCUCGUGGAUGCCCUCUUGGAAUGUUGCGUGGCCCAGGCCCAGCUGGAGCUUGCAGAGCACGUGAUCUCGGUCAUGGAGUCCUAUCAUCUCCGACCGUCGAACACGACGCUGGCUGCAAGUUUGAGGCUCUGCUUCGCAAGGGGGGAGCUCGACCAAGCGCUGGAGGUCUUUCAGGAUGCCGACUACAAGGGCCUCGCAUCCCGUAGCAUGUGCUUCAAGAGAGCUAUGCAUGCAGAAACGUACACGCUGAUCUGA
Molecule: messenger RNA, 1053 nt
Organism: Symbiodinium sp. CCMP2592
Lineage: Eukaryota; Dinophyceae; Suessiales; Symbiodiniaceae
Source: the annotation of a GenBank genome assembly